GGGAAGGUUUCGGUGAGUACAUCGUAGCUUUGUCCCUGACAUUCAGUCGAAUCGCUGCUGCAUGACCCCGCAACAUACUGUACUUAUCCUCCCCAAUGGCACGGUCUUCUCUCGCAUCUUUCCCUCUCACACACGCUCAUCGUCUUACACCUGCGCAAUCUCCCUGCUACAGCAUUCCCCUACCCUACACCCCUGCCAUUUGAGGACGAAAGUAGCAUUCCCAUGGUGCAAUUGUCAUUCUCUCACUCUGCCAAUAGCUUGUCAUCAAUGAAUCUGCCGAUACCUCGAUCCCGGGCACCCAGUCGAGCCGGAUCCGACGGCGGCAGUAUCGCUCCAAGUGCUCGGAAUGGAGGUCCACCUCCCAAAGCUCAGGAACGUCUUGUCGAGAUCGUCAUGCCAGAGCCUCUAGCCGCCAAGCCCCAGGAGGAGCUCGUUUCGUUUGCGCCUCCCACGUCGCCCAAGCCGAAACUGGUCCGCAAAAACUCUCGCUCCUCUAUCAUCUCCACUUCGUCCUUUGGGAUUGGCCGACGUCGAGCCAAUAGCGUCAAUGCUAAAGAUGCGGCUGCCCUCUCCCCCAGUUCCGCCACCCUCGCUGCGCCGAUGCCCGGCAAGCGUGAGCUGCCUCCGGUCAGCUUUCCAGCGGCGAAGCGGUACACGUUCACGCGCCACGGCGACGCGCCUUCUUCGACGCGGACGCGGACUAUGUCUGGAGGCACCUCGAGUCGACCUGGAUCCAUCUUCUCAGUGGCCAGUAGUCCCUCAGGCACGUAUCAACCUCGCAUGUCGAUUGGUCCAGCAUCACGACCAUCCUUCGCUGUGGACCGCAAUGCGCCUCCCGUACCUACCGCAAGAUCUCCCGGGGGGUUGAUGGCGCCUACGCCGGGUCAAAACUCUCACCGGAGCAGUUUCGCCUCAUCGGAUGGUCGAUCAAAUCGUGUGUCUGAGUUUGGUGGGUAUUCGCCCGUAAAUCCCAAGUCCGCCUCUCCCUUUCCCAAUCGAGGUGAAUUCUUGAGUUCCACGCCGCCACCGCGUCUCGAGCAGGCUUUUGAGCGUCCUCCGCCGUAUACCAUCGGCAGAGCGCCGAUACUCCGAGUGUUUGUGCCCCUAUCCGAGCGGGUCAGGAGAUGGCCGUCAGCCGAAGGAGCUGCUGCGAGUGUCAAAGAGCUCGACAAGUGUGGCGCCACGAGACGGCUCAAGUUGGGCGACCUUGUCGUGAAUACGGCGAUCAAAUACCCAAAACACACGGAACACGUCCUUCUGUUCGUCCCAUACAUCAAGCACCUACUCGUCCCGCUAGAAUACAAGUACAGUGAAACGGGUCAUCUGCCCUCAUAUCUCGACGCAUUCUCCAUCCCUCCAUCCUACUAUUAUCCAUUUCUCCCCACCCCACAGAUCAUCUUCCUCAAUCUCGCUCCUUACUGCAUCAUGGCCAUGGGUGCGAUACGGUUGGCAUUCGACCGACGAGAUGUGACGACGACGUCCGGAGCGAGAAUCAGUGCAAAGCGCUACCUCCAUGUGACGGGCUUUGAAGUAUGUCCCGGGGAUAACGCCGCACCCGAAUGGCAAGGCAUGGUGUCGCUGGAGUCUGAAGGAACGGCGGAGGGGAAGAUGGAGCUGGAACAGAGGUUAGGAGGUGGUGAUCCAAACCGGGCAACGAUGGGACCUUGGGAAGUGGUAAGGGAGAAGAGUAUGAUGGGGACAAUCUGGUUAAGAUUAAUCAAGCUGCAAGAGUAGCAGCUGUAUGCAUUCAUCUUGUCUUGGUUUUGAUUUUGGU
This is a messenger RNA of Kockovaella imperatae, 1774 nucleotides long. RefSeq lists its product as hypothetical. Bases 223 to 1734 code for a protein of 503 amino acids. The record is from RefSeq and is a predicted model, not a curated record. Lineage: Eukaryota; Fungi; Basidiomycota; Tremellomycetes; Tremellales; Cuniculitremaceae. The transcript is spliced from 2 exons.